This is a messenger RNA of Adineta steineri, 1716 nucleotides long. The record is from the annotation of a GenBank genome assembly. Lineage: Eukaryota; Metazoa; Rotifera; Eurotatoria; Adinetida; Adinetidae.
AUGAUUCAUAAAUCAAAUUCAUUUCCAAUUAAUUUAUCAUUAUCAGGAUGUGGUUUUUUAGGCUUAUAUCAUAUCGGUGUUAUAUGUGCAUUUAAAGAACAUGCACCGGAAGUUCUUGAUAAUAAAAUGGCUGGUUGUUCAGCUGGUGCACUUGUUGCUGCAUGUGCAAUGAGUGGUUGUUGUUUAGGACAAAUGUGUAGUGAUGCACUUGAAAUAGCUAUACGUGCACGAAGUCGGGCAUUAGGACCAUUACAUCCAACAUUUAGUAUUGUUGAUAUUAUACGUAAUGGUUUACGACGAAUUCUUCCACCAAAUGCACAUGAAAUAUGUACAGGACGUUUAUAUAUAUCAUUAACACGUUGGAAAGAUAAUAAAAAUGUUGUUAUUAGUCAAUUUCAUAGUCGUGAAGAACUUAUUCAAGUACUUAUUUGUUCAAGUUUUGUACCUUAUUGGUCUGGAAUUAUUCCACAUAAAUUUCGUGGAGAAUAUUAUUGGGAUGGUGGUUUAACAAAUAAUAAUCCAAUAAUUGAUGAAGGAACUAUUUUAGUAUCACCAUUUGCUGGUGAAAGUGAUAUUUGUCCACGAGAUGAAUCCGGAUCUUUUUAUAGUGUUGAUUUUCGAGGUACAGAUAUUUCGUGUACACAAGAAAAUUUAUAUCGUAUGACUCGUGCUUUAUUCCCACCGAAUUUAUCCGUUUUAAAACAAAUUUGUUGGCGUGGUUAUAUUGAUGGUUUAAAAUUCUUACAAACACGAAAUAUGAUUAAAUCUACACAUUUAAGUACAAAAGCAACGAUAUCAUCUGUACUUGGAAGUGAUUAUAGUGAACCUGCUAAUGAUGAAGAAAGACAAUUACGAAAUGGUGGAAUUGUCGAAGAUGUUGGUAGAAUGUAUGAAGAAUUAGAUGAUGUUGAAGAGGAAGAUUCAAUGGAUGAUGGUGAUGAAUAUUUAUCAGAUAAAGAUAUACAAAAAGAAAAGUGUGAAAUAACAUUUAGUCCAUUUUGUGAAAAAGUAACAAGAAAAAAAGAAUUACCAACACCACUUUUUGCAGUAUUUGCUCAUGCAAGACAAAAAAUAGAAGAUCCAAUUGGACGAUAUUUUACAGAAUCAAAUCUUUAUAGAAUUUGGUCAUUUAUGGCUUUACCAGUAACAUUACCAAUUGAUCUUACAUAUGCAAUAACAAAAAGAAUGUUCGGAUUAUUUCGUUCAUCGCCUUCAACUGAACAAUCAUCGAAUACUGCAAUAAAUUUUAUCUGGUCACUUUUUGGUGAUAAUGAUGAUAAAUAUUGUUAUCAUGUUAAUGAUUGUGAAUGUACGGAAAGUCGUGUAUCAUCAUCACAUAAUCGUCAUCGACGUCGUUUUCCUUCUCGAAUAUAUCAACGUCAAGCAAGCGCACCAUUAAGUACAUUUACUUCGACAUCUUAUCGAUCAGAUUCAUCAAGUGAUAAUGAUGAUGAUGAUGAAGAAGAAGAAGAAGAUAUUUUAACAGUAAAUAAUGAUGAAAUAUCCCCAGGACAUUUACCACAACCUGAUAUAGUUCAAUCAACUAUGAACGAAGGAUAUUGUCAUCAUUUACAACAGAUGGCUGAUUUAUCAAAUCAACAACGAUUUAAUAAUACACAGUCCAUACCGUUUUUUGGUAAAGAUGAUCAUGUAAUUAAUACCGAAACUAGUCAAACGCCAACGACAUCACUUGAAAAAACACUUUUAUUUAAUUAA